Molecule: messenger RNA, 15930 nt
Organism: Carcharodon carcharias (great white shark)
Lineage: Eukaryota; Metazoa; Chordata; Chondrichthyes; Lamniformes; Lamnidae
Exons: 30
Coding region: 26-15037 (5003 amino acids)
Molecular function (GO): protein binding
Source: RefSeq, a predicted model, not a curated record
GACCUAGAACUGGCUGCCUACCAGGAUGGUGGAAGUGGAAAACAAUCCAGGAUUUCAGAAGGAAAUGGGAUGGGCUCGUGAAGGAAAUAAACCAGUUCUGUGGAAGGGUCAUGAGGACUCGAAACGUCAACUCUUUUCUUCUCCGCCGAUGCUGCCAGACUUGCUGAGUUUUUCCAGGCUUGAGGGGCUGAAUGGCCUCCCCCCUGUUCCUGUCUGUUUUCAGUUACAGGCUCUGUGUGGGUGUGAACUGACUGCUGUGAAUAUGACACGUCAUCGCUCAAACAGCGACGGAUUUCCUCAGUAUCACCUUCGACGCAUCGGAUGUAGAGCGUCACUCCCAGAUGUCGCCAAUUUAAUUGACUUCAGCAAGCGGGUUACCCUGAUAGGAAGGAAUGUCGACGUGGUUGAUUAUGUCCUCAGCUCUGCCAAAGAAUCGAGGAGCAGGAGUAUCUCCAGGAUGCACGCCCGGGUAAUCCGAUCAGCCCAGGAUAACCAGCACCGGCUGGUCGACUCCAGCUUCUCCGGUGUUUACAUCAACGACCGGCGCAUAGACAGUGAUGUGAUCCUGAAGGAAGGUGACACGGUGACCUUUGGGCAUCCGCAGAGUUCGCUAGUGGAACGAGGGGAAAAAGUCCGUCAGCCCAACUCCGAAUUUUACUUCAUGUUUGAGCUGUGCGACUGUGAGCAGGGAGAAGGCAGUGGACUGAAUCAGGGCCCCAAGCCCAGCUCCCAACUACAGACCUCAAUCGCUCCUGCCCACUACCCAAGAUUCCCAACUCCUCGGUUAUUCUUGGGAGCGUUUCCUGGGUUCCUGCAAGGAGUUCGUUGGCCUGCAGACGAAGUUGAAGGUGGUAACAGACGCACCCUGGCACUGCGCGGCUCUGCAGUACCCACUCUGGUUCCAGGCACUCCUCGCCCAACGUGUAACAGACUUGAAUUGGCCCCAUCUCAGAUGGUGUGGCUUCCAUAUUGUCAACUCUCCCCUGAGCCCAUGGGAUCCACAAGCCAGGUAGAAGGUCUCGUGACAUCGUCGCUGGCAACUAGAGCAUCCCAUAACCUUGUGGUGCCACCGGUGACUGCAGGGGAGACUUCCCAGCCAUCCGCCUUGUCUGAAGGUAGUUUUCCCAUUGCCGAGGGGUUUCAAGUUGAGCAGUUCAUCGAUUCCCGGAUAACGGGGUGCAGACCCUUUGCCCCACUGAUGAACUUGGGGAGCUUUGGUAUUCCUGUCCCUCCGGGUUCUGACGAACAUUCGAAUAGACUCCUGCUUGAAGGUCGCACUCAGGGACUUAUACCUGCGGAAGAAGCUUCUCGUUGUAAGCAGCUGCCUCUCUUGAAUGAAAGGCAUGGCUCCAGUACGUGUCACUUGCCAUCAUGGGGUGAGGAAGAAGAACGGACAUCUCCCGGUCUAGCCGGAGGGAGAGCAGAGGCUGCUGGCUCGGCCACAGCUGACCACUUCCCAACAUCUCCCCAGUGCUUUCACCGGGACUUGGCGCGACGAGGCAACUCGAGUGAGGGUGAAGUCCACAUGGUAACACAUUCUGACUCACUGGCACAGAUGGAUGAAAGCGCUCCCUUCAAAGGGGGCUCGGCAGGUGCCUGGUUUCUGUCAGCCCAGCCGACUGUGCGAGGCUGCGUUGGGAUAGGGACCCUGGCAGGCGGAGUCCACGAGGAGACUGUGGGCAGCAACCGGACCUCCCGAAGGAGCGACCAGAGCAGAUCUCCCAGCAAUGGGGAGCAGAGGGUGGAGGAUGCAGCGGGUAUGGAAUGGGCACCUUCCGUGGUAAAUGACACCGCAGCUGAUACUGGUGUGCAGGUUAUGACACAGGCAGCUGUGCACUCAGAGCCCCAACUGGAUAUUGAUGCCAUUGGAGCCAACAUGGAUGAUGAACAAAUUGUGACUGAGCCCAUGGUGCAAGAUGACAUGUUUAUAGAGGAAGUAUCAGCUGCUUUGGGUGAGAGUACUGAGGGCAUCACAUCAGAAGGCCCCAUGUCCACUGUUAGUGGCUCUUGUAGGGACUCUGCUAAGGUUGAUGUUCAAGGAUUGCAGAGUCAGUGCCAAUUGCUGAGUGAGGAUGGCCAUCUAAGGCAGAGCAAGACAGCUGACCAGAUGAAGGAGUCGGACUCUCUCCAUCCUGUUGUUGGGCAGUGGCUGGAUUGCUCUUUCAAGUCUGAAAAUAAGGAGAAAAUACAACCUGUGGAGAAUGAAAUUGGCUCAGCAGAGCCACCUAUACAAACAGAUACACACCAGGAUGCCGUGGGUGAUAGCUGUUUGGUGAAGGAUGAACUCAUCGAGGAUAACUCUGCGUCUAAAGAGGAUUCAAACUGUAGCCAGACGCGAGAGAUUUUGAACAAAUCUGUUGAUAAGCCAAGGGAUGUUGGCCUGAACAAAGAUAUUCCAAGGCGUAACUUGUUACUUCAAGACAGAUUUAACACCACAACAGUGUCUGUGGGCAAUGAAGAGAACGUGGAUUCACAUGAAGGGCCCUUGAGAUUUUUGGUGGAUGAAGAAGAUGCAAGUCCCAUAGCAAUGGCUGUAGAAUCAACCACUUCUACUGGGGGGUUGAUGGAUGAUGCCCUUCUCAAUAAGGGUGUGAACUGUGACCAUACUCAGAUUGACGGGGCAGCAGGGGAACUGAGGUCAGCCGAUGAGAGAGAGGUUGAACCCGUGGUGCGUCAUCAAGUUGAUGGUGUAUCUCCUGUGCCUGGCCCAGCUUUUCCUGCAGCUCCGGAAUGGCCAAAUCUUGGAGCAGAGUCUGAUUUGUUGAAUAACCAUGAAUCACAAGAACUUUCUCCUCAAUGUUUGCCGAUCGGAGAAGCAUCACUUUUCAAUACCGGCUCAACGCCUGAACGACUGAAUUCGAGUGAUGAUAUGCUCGCCGUUGAUAAACUGCAUCUUCUGAAUACAUUGGGCUUGAAGGCAGAAACUCCAAACUCCUCACCUGGAAAAAUAUCGAAUGUGGUCACAGAACAGGUGGGAAGAGAAGGAAAUUUGAUUGACCCAGAAGCAUCAGGCACCAUUGCCAAGACAGCAGUCACACAUGAUGAUGAAUCGGAUGUAGGUGGACUUUCUGCAAAUAUAAAGCCAGCAGAGGAUGGAGUGACACGCACAGAGGAAUGUUCAGGAGUGGUUUCCAACACUAUUAUGGCUGAUUGUUUCAUGCCGGGUAAUUCCCUGCCAAAAUUUGACCAUUUUGCUCAUUCUGCAGAUACCAAAGAUGGGUCACAGUUGACCUUAAAAGCGGCCGUGAACGUGCGCAGCAUUCCUAUCGGUGCACACCUAACCACAGGCCAUUCCACGUCAGGAAAGGCCAACACAGAUGAUAGCUUGACGUAUCCCAAUCUAGGGAAGUUAUCGUGCUCUUCCACUGUGGGACCUGGGCUCUCAGCUGUGCCCAGAAUGCAGAGCGAAGCCAGUACGGCCGGCCAACGCAGUGAAGGAGAGCAGUCAUGCACAGUCCUUGGAGAGGCAACAGGAGUCUUUGGGGGCUGUGAAACACAGGGAAAUACUCCAGGGAACUCCUCCGAACCAGUUGCUUUAAUGGAGGGUGUAGAAGCCCAAAGCAAACUCAGUUUGUUUGAUCAAGGAGAGUUAGAAAUAGAUGACCAAACUCAAGGAUUACACCCAAGCAAUGAUAUCAAACAUAAACCAGAUCCUCUGGAACGUACACAAUUUCCAAGUAUUCUUGUUGGACCUGUGGAUAUAAAUGGUGAGGCAGUGGGAGGGCUCUGUGUCACUAGACUCACCAUAAAUAAUGCAACAGUGAAGGAAGGGUAUAUCCUUAGCGCUGGUUCUGAUGCUAUGGAGAGUUCUGUAAUACUGGAUCCUGCUGUUAGAGAUGAUGCCAAGGAGGUUGAAGACCCCAUGGAUGAAGGUAUGGAUGUUGACCCAGUAUCCGAGUGUGCAGGCAGGAAUGUGAUUGAGGCAUCUGAUUUAUCCAGUGUUAGUCCAGCACCCUCUGAGCUAGAGAUGCUGAGUGACUGCAGUGUUGCCUCUGAGGCUGAAAGCUGUGGAGAUGAGGGAAAGGCGGGCAAGAUGCCAUUGCCAAAGUCGUCUCCUGUGACAACCACCCUUGGUGAUACUGCAAGGGAGGAGGUGGAAGGAUUUGAAUCAUUGACACGAGCUGGAGAUCCAGUUGGUGCACUCGUGAAAUCGGAAGAUAUGGAUACACUGGCAGCACACCAGCAAGAUGUAGCUGGAGUUCCAUCUUGUAUACAGGCAACAGGUGCCCCUUGGCAUGUGUCCCUUAAAACAGUGACACAAACGAAUGAUGGCACCCUUAGCCCACUCACCCAGACUGAAAGCUUGAACUACACGGCAGAGGAAGAGCCCAUCAAACGAAGUCACUGUGUGUGCCCAGCCACAGAUGAGCCUCCCAACAGAGUUCAAGUUUCGAGCAGCGCGUCACACAGCUCUGAGAGCAAAGAGAAUUCACAGGGUGCAGUAAGGGUGCCAAGUUCAGAGAGUCCGCUCGAUGCUACUCUGGUUACCUCAGAUCAGAAUGUUCUAGAUCUGCCCCGAUCAGAGAUGCCCACAGAGCAAGGCGCAACUGUAAAACCCCCAACAAUGUCGGAAGCUGGGCAAGAUCAGCCAAGAUUAGCCUGCAUAGAACAGGAGGGAGACCUGCCCCCUGGAUAUCUAACAACCAGCGUACGGUCUGAAGCUGCUGAAUUGUUGGGUGAACCCUGUCAUCUUUUCACCACCAUUGAUAAAACAAAGACAAGUAGAAAUUCUGUAAGUGAGCAAUCGGAGAAAUUCCCUUCAGUGAUGGAUUACGGAGCUAAUAAGCCAGGAGUGAUCUCUCAGAUGGAGAACAGGAAAUCUGAAACUGGAGAUGAGCUGGUAAAGAUCCAGCAUUGUAGGCUGAGUGUGCUAGAAACUGAAAACUGCAAUUCCUCUGCUGUGCCACUGGCUGCCUCUGGUCAGAGUGAGGUAGUAGAGGCUGAGGAAAGCCCAGCAUCACCACCGGGGACCAUCCCACUGUCCUGCUUGACUGUAGGUGCUGUCCAACGAGGCAGCAAUGAUAAUCCUGCGACUCUAAGGCGUCUGGAGAGAGUCCACGCUUGUGAAAACGCCAUGGAUGUUGAAGGUGAAUCUGGUAGCUCUGGGGAAGAAGCUGAUAUCUAUCCUGACUUCACUGAAGAAGGUUCUGGAAAGGAAGACCAUUUGUCUUCUGCCAGCCCUGGAAAUGGAGAUUCCUCUCCCCUUAAUCGACCCCAUCUGGAUGAGGUUUCUGCUCCUGUUGCACACUUUGCUGCAGUGACACAAACUGAGCAGCAAGUGACACUGACUGACUCUGUCUUCAAUCCUGAGUUUGAUUCCAUCUCUGAGCAGAGCAGUAACCUAACCCUCUCUGAUCCAAGCACGCCUGAGGAAGCUCACCCGUCCACGGGCAGUGUGCUUGAGAGAGAGUUGGAAUUAAGCAAGGGAAAUGAGCAAGAGGCAGGCUGGAGUGAUGAGCGAGGCCGUUUGGAUGCAACAGAUAUUGAUCAGCUAGAGCAAAGUGUGGCUGACAUCAAAGAGGCAGAUGUGACGGAGGUGGGAUUGAAUGAAACCCAUGGUGAUAAGAGUUCCCAAUUCCUGUUGGAUCGCUUGGGAAAGGUGGAUGCUGCAGGUGCAGAAGAGGGGGAACUGGCCAAGUGCAUUCCCUCUGAUUCCCAGAGGACAGUGUUCCAAGAGGAUUUAGUACGAGGGCAAUCCUCAGUUGAAGAGCAGAGUGAAGAAGAAAAUGUGUCUGAAGAGUUCAUGUCGCCACAAGGUACUGCUGAGGAUGGAGUGCUGCAAUGUCGCAGCCCGUUGCAGAGCGAGGACUCAGCAGAGGACUUGAACUCGAUGUCUAGGUCUGAGUUAUCUGUCCGACUGGGUUCGUCUCUUGAGGUGGAGCAGGAACUAGAUGAAGGGUCCAUGGAGGGUGGUGGUGCAAGAUGGUGGUCAAUGGAAAGCAGUGAGCUGACUGACCAAGAUGAUGCUAAGGGGGGAGAGGAUGAGAUUUGUAGCGACGUAUGCAGAAGGCAAACUGAACUACAUCCUGUGUGUACACUGGCUCCUGGAAGCCCAGAGGAGAGGGAAGUUUGUAACACAGUUGCUACCAGCCCACAGUCCCCACCUUUCACUGCAGUUGUGUCCUCCAGGCAAGGUUGUAGUGAGGUCGGAAGAGUCAGUCAGGCGCCACUUGGUGCUGGAGAGAAAUCGGCUCCUGUAUUCCCUGCAAAGGAGGAGGCUCUUGCAGAUGAAAGACACAAAGAGAUGGAGAGGUCUCAAAUCCCAGAGGAAUCCGCAGGAUCGUCAGAACUCCGAGUUGAAGUUUGCCCGACUGGGGAGCGAGCAGAGCAGAGCCCUGAUACAAGGCAGCAGACUCUCCAGUGUGGUUUGGCAAUGGCCACGUCAAAGUGUGAAAUGCCCAGGGCUUUGGAAAGAGAGAGAAGGGAGAAGUUGCUGGGCAACAACUCGGUAGAGGGAUUCACCUCAGUAACUGGGUUACCUGAGAGACUGGAUUUAUCUGAUAGGGUGGGGUUGGAGAUCAGUGAAGGGCCAUGCGAGAAUGAUGCAUUGAGUGACAUUGCACCAUGUGAGCCAAUGGGAAGUGAUGAGCUGAUUGAGCAAGCUGAAGAGGAGAGUGAGCAGGAGGAGGCCUCUAGCGCAGAGAAACUGAUCUGCAUGCAGGUUCCAGAUACCCUGUCAGAAAGUGAAACCUCUGUUCCAGAUCAUGAGGAACUGAGCUUUGAGGCUGAUAAAAUUAACCAAAGUAUUUGUCCGUCUUUAAAAGAUUGUGCCGUUCCAGGGGAGGUAGACUUCAGUCUCAACUCAGCAGUUGGCAAUGACGGUGACCUAUUGCAAACAUCAGGAACAGUGAUGCCCAACGCACGUAUACGUGAAGAUGAGAGGGUCUUACAGGAGACAUGCCCUUUAGCAGGUUUCUCUGAAGAGCUUUCUGUCUCAGAUGAAGAAUUGCUUGAGUUUGAUCAGCAGUUGGGGGAAAAUCACCCCACAAAUCCAACUCCUGAUCAGCUUGAGCAGCAAUUCAACUUCUCUAAGGGAAAGCCUGUUGGUUUUGUCGAGGAGCUCACUGCACAUUGGAGAGGGGACGCAGAAGCUACGUCAGUGACUCUAGGUGAGAAGGGAGUGAGUGCACCAAGCCAAACAGUUGUGGCAGAUGGGAUUGCAAUGACACAACCAUGUAGCACCAAGCACACCUCCAAAUGGAGAGAUUUAGACAUGCAGCAGGGGCCUGAAAUACAAAAGCAAAAUGAGACCAUGUUGAGAAAACGCUGGCCAACAAACUUGGAUGUUGAACAGGAAACGGAGAAUGUGGUCAUAAGUGAAUGUGGACAAUUCCAGCAGGAGGAGACCAUUACUCACCACAACUCCUUCAACGAAGAGCACAGAGCUCUGCUGUCAGAGUCAUUACACUUGAUACCAAUUACUGGGACACAUCAGCAGGGACUGCGCACCAACACUGAGCCUGAAUGCUUCGGCGCUGGAUGGCAAUACAUGGAGUUGGAUGUGAUGGAGAAGUGUCAUGCCAUUGUGAGGAGCACAGAUUUGUCUGAGAGAGAAACUGCUGAUAUAAAUAAUACUGAGACGGGUGUUGAAGUUGGCUCAACGAUUGUCUCAUCAAGCCCUGAGUAUCUGAACCUACAACUUUCAGAGUCUGAAUCUGAGAGGGAAGAUAUCGCAAGCAAGAGAUUAAAUGGCCGAAGGCACCUUGAUUCUCGAGAGUUGAAGAGACCCCUUGAAGAAGAGGUGUUGAGUUCAAAUUCUACUGGUGCAAGUCCCAAUAAAAGAGUGUGUAACUUCCAGCAAACUGGAACAGAGGGGCUUGUACCAGCAGAGAGGCUGAGCUUAAGCCUGCUGUCCCUCUCCAAAGAACUAAGGCAGCAUCGAACCUGGUAUAUUGGCAGAAUGGUCCGACAAUUCUUUACAGAAUACAGAGCCCCUCUGGAGCGUCGAGUCUGCAGCAAAGUGAGAAUGGUGAACAGAUGUGACGAGGUAGCGCGAAUAGUUAGAGAGUUCUUCAGAACUCACGUGACUCAACCAGAGGAUGAAGCCAUUAAUACAUCACAGCGGAACUUGGUGAUUGAAAAGUCCCCUGUUGUUAGUCAGUCUCACACCUCCGAGAUUUCAGGACGCAGGCAGGUGCCUAAGGAAACCAAUGAAUCUCUGUGCCAGGAGGUGCAGCAUAAAGGCGUUAUUGACUGUGGACAGGUUGCUGAUAGCACUGCCAUAUCCAAUGCAACAAAGCCCUCCCCUUCAAUCCCUCAUUCACCCAACACGGAGGUGAAUGGGCUUGUUGGAGUGAUGGGUGAUUCUGAAACAUCAUCUCUGCAGGAGGGUGGUAAACUUGCCGGGAAAAUGGAGACUGUGCAAGAAAAUAGUUGGGGCGACACCUCACAUGUUAUCUCUCCAGACUCCAGGAAGAAUCAUUCGGACGAGUGCAUCCAAGGAAAUCUUGUCCAAAUGCAAGAGAUCGCUGAUGAUGAUUCUCCCCCCUCACUUGCAAAGGGCUCAGGAUUGUAUUUGGAGGAGAAUGGUGCUCCCAGGGAAAGCAGGCCUCUUCCCCAGCGUUCUUCCAGCACUGAUUCCCAUGAGGGGUUAGAGGAUGAUGGGUGCGGUUUGUGGGAAAGCCAGGGAGUGAAGGAUAUGCCCGAUCUGGAUGGUGUUGGGAUGGAGGAGAUUGCUGAUGAUGGAAUUGGGGAUUUAUUACCGGAGUUACCAAAAGCUUCUGGAUCCCCGAUGUCGUUGAGUUCUGCAGUAGUGGCGUGUCAUGGAGAGACAGGGAAAGAUUCAAAGUGUUCUGAUUUCGCCGUUAGUCAUGUGACAGGAACGUGUUGCGAUGGCAGACCCAGCACAGAUGUGUCACCUCCUUCACCUUCUCUGGGCACAGAUUCUUCAUCUUCUGACCCUGACCAACUCAGUGGCAUGAAAGGUUUUAGUGUGGCAGAAUCUUUGCCUCCUGACCACGAUAAUCAGGGCCGUAGCCACGAUGUGGUUGAAGGCUUCAGUGUAGCAGAACCGCUGCCUCCUGACCACGAUAAUCAGGGCCGUAGCCACGAUGUGGUUGAAGGUUUCAGUGUAGCAGAACCCUCGCCUCCUGACCAUGAUAAUCAGGUCCGUAGCCACGAUGUGGUUGAAGGUUUCAGUGUAGCAGAACCCUCGCCUCCUGACCAUGAUAAUCAGGGCCGUAGCCAUGAUGUGGUUGAAGGUUUCAGUGUAGCAGAACCCUCGCCUCCUGAAUAUGAUAAUCAGGGUCAUAGCCACGAUGUGGUUGAAGGUUUCAGUGUAGCAGAACCCUCGCCUCCUGAAUAUGAUAAUCAGGGUCAUAGCCACGAUGUGGUUGAAGGUUUCAGUGUAGCAGAACCCUCGCCUCCUGAAUAUGAUAAUCAGAGCCGUAGCCACGAUGUGGUUGAAGGUUUCAGUGUAGCAGAACCGCUGCCUCCUGACCAUGAUAAUGAGGGUCAUAGACAAGAUGUGGUUGAAGCUUUCAGUGCAACAGAAUCCUCGCCUCCUGACCAUGAUAAUCCUGGCCGUAGCCACGAUGUGGUUGGAGGCUUCAGUGCAACAGAAUCCUCGCCUCCUGACCACGAUAAUCUGGGCUGUAGCCACGAUGUGGGAGAGAGAUUUGCGAAUAUUGACUGUGUUAGUUCAGAUGUUCCUCCACUGGGAUGCUGUAAAGUGCAGAGUCUACCGUUGCACACUUUGGAAAGGGGAAGUUUCACUGCGCUGGGCCCUGCCUCCGGUGGCUUUGCUGAGCCCUUGCCGAAAUCGAGAGGUGACAGUGAUUGGAAACGAGAGAGAGAAUGUCCUGCCGACUCCAGUGUAGAGGCAGUGUUACCUGGCCAUGUUUCUGAUGUGCAUCAUGCAGACAGCAGCUGGUCACAGGACAUGGCCAGGAGGGGGUGUGAGGCUGGCGAGUCAGUGGGAUCCCUGCACCCAAGUUUCCCACCCUGCCGGUCACCUGUGUUUGAAACUGAGCAACUCGGGAAGGCAGCACCUCUGAAUGUCGAUGCGAGGGAUCUGGUGCGGAGAGAGAGCUCGUCCGUGUGGAAGGAAGAACCGCACAAUGAAGAAGAAAUCACUGUCCGGGAAACAGGAACUGCACCGGAGGCCAAACCAAAUGUAGAAUCGCUGGAAGAUUCUGUAACCCACAGACGUGGGAUCAACAUAGAGAGACUGUGGACUGAUUUCCCAAAAUCUGGUAAAGAGGACACAGGAAAGGAUGGAACAAUAACAUCCCUAACAAGCAACCAAAUUAGCUCAGCUUAUUUUGAUGAAGACAGGAUUGUGGAGGGAAGACAUGCUCACGGCGAUGGUUAUCCCGUGCAGGCUUGGUCACAGGAUCCCACAGAAAUGAAGAUUCCACCUCACCAUGGCUUGGGGCGAGAGGGCGGGUCCGGUGCCUGUGGCUCAACCUUGAGUGUGGUCAGCCCUCCCCCACAGGUGCCGUUAACCAAUCGCCUCUCCCUGCGGGCGAAGAAGAGGGCUAGGGAAUCGGGCGACGGGAUAGGUGGUACCACUCAGCUGAUGUUUCCUGCUUCUCCCGGUUCCAGUCUCCCAGAGGAUGAGUGUCCCGGAGCUUCCAUCAGCUGUGUGAUCAUCAUUAGUGAUAGUGAGGAACAGCCUCCACUAAAAACUGUCAAAGAGGAAAGUGAGAGUGAUGAGGAAGCUGGAAGUUGCCCACGUGGCCGAGGAGCAAGAGGUGCAGCUGCUCCUGCACCCGGGUCCCUGACAUCCGGUGCUCCCAGCGGAGGCAGCAUUUAUUCUGAGCGCGCAGCAGGUGUUGGCCAUCCACCAGGAGCUUCAUGCCGCCAUGGAGUGUUUAGGACCAACCUGUCUGAGCACAACCCUGCGAAUGUUCCCACCGAUUCCCCCUCCUUUGCCAAUCCCUCUGCCAGCACGCUCGCUGGGGCCUCUCUGGGCACUGACUCCCUCGGGCUGCAGAAAGCAGCUGGGAGGAGCAUACCGGAAUGUUGCACUGUCCUUUCAGUCUGUGAGGAACGCAUGGCUGGAUUUCCCAGUCUCCAGAAUGCCGGAUCACCCCCCGUCGAGUUCCUGCAUCCCUUGAGACAGGGACCAAAUCCCAGGCCCUGGGCUGAACCCGAAUGUGUCCAGAGUGACCCCUUACAGUCCCAGAAUCCACCAGCUUUGUCCGAACUCCGGAACACUAGGUUUCCUGAUCAACUCCUCCUUCCGUACAGCUUUGACGAUGAGAUAUUCCCACCUCCUGAGCUCGACUACCUCCCGGAUUCCUCGGAGAAUUCUGAUCAUGAGGAUUCCGAGGACAGCUUUCGCACUUUUCGGAGGCGAUUGGCUGAUUCACCGGUCUCUGAUUCCGUGUUUAGUGAUAGCCGGCUUUCCACAAAUCAUGGAGAUGGGAGGCACUGUGCUGGAUUACCCCUAUCCCAGAGAGACUCUAAUCCCAGCCGCAGUUGGGACCUGAAGCCGCGGGAACUAAGGUUUCCACCUCACCUGACUCCCGAGGGCCAUACAGAUGGAGAUCACCUGGACUCAGCUUUUCGGGAAUUCCAGAAUGGAAAGGGUGAUAGAGGCUGUGAUCCAUCAGUUGUUAAUGCUGCUUUUCACUGCCCCUCACCUGGAGAAGCCUCCGAGAGUUCCUGGGCAACAUCAGACCAGGAUGUCACUUGCCAGCUGAGGGAGUGUGAGCUGUUGCUUCAGUGCAUCUCGCAGACACUGCAGGCAGAGGGGAUCGCAGAGGCACAUGUGAAGGAGUGGAAGGAGCAGAUUGAGAAGCUGCAGCAACAGACCAUCCCUCCUUUGACCCACAUAGCAGUGAUUGGAGACACGGGGUCAGGGAAGAGCAGUCUGCUGAACGCCCUGCUGGAUGAAGAGGCUGUCCUACCCACCUCCGCCAUGAGGGCCUGUACUGCCGUGGCAGUUGAGGUCUCUCACAACAGUCUCAAUGACAGUUACUGCGCUGAGGUGGAAUUCUUCUCUGAGGAGGAAUGGAAUAAUGAGCUCCACUUGUUGCUGAAUGACAUGAAAGGCAAAUCUGGGCGGAUGAAAAAACAGCGACCAGCCCCCAACUCCGAGGCCAGUGUGGCGUACGGUCGUGUGAAGGCCGUUUACGGAAGAAUCCUCCCGUACAACGAGCUGAAGCAGAUUCGGGAUGUCACAUCGCACCUGGGGAAGACAGAGACCAUCACUGAGACACGGGCUAGGGAUUUCCACUGCAGGGUGCAGCGUUUCAUUGACUCCCGUGCUGAUGAUUCUCGGGGCUGCCGAGGUGGAGAGUUUUGGCCAAUUGUGAAACGGGUGAGGAUCCGAGUGCCGCGGUCUGCGGUGCUGCGGACUGGAGCUGUCCUGGUCGACCUCCCAGGUGUCAGAGACUCCAACGCUGCUAGGAACAGCAUCGCCAAGGAGUACCUGAAGAACUGCGAUGCUGUGUGGAUCGUGGCCAACGUGACACGGGCGGUUGAUGACAAGACGGCCAAGGACAUGCUGGACGAAAGUCUCCGCAGGCAGCUCCUGAUGGACGGUCAGUAUGGACGCAUCGCCUUCAUCUGCACUAAGACCGACUCGCACAAUGUAACCGAGAUCCUGAGUGCUCUGCAUCAAACCAGAGACUGCAACCUUCUGGAAGAUGAAAUUGUGGAGCUAAAGGACGAAAUUGAACGACGACAGACUGAGCAACAGACCUGGAAGUCAGAGCUGGAGCGGUUACGAGUAUUCACUCUGAUUAGAGAGAGUGAUAACAGAGCCAAACAGCUGGAGUGUGCCAUCAAACACCAGGAGUCGGAGUUGACUAAACUCCAUUACAAGAUGAACAUGAAGCGACGUGAUCUCUCCCUGAACUCCAUCAAGGCUCGAAACUUCUUCUGUAAGAGAAAUAUUCGUCUCAACUUCAAGUGUGGACUGCAGGAGUUGAAGCGUCAAGCCAAGACUGAAGAACUGGACUCGGAGGAGGAGGGAGAGGAGAGCAGUGAUGAUGAUGAUGAUGAUGAUGUUCACCCUCUGUCGACAGGGGGGCCAGAUCCUGACUCGAGUAAAGAUGGGAAACUUCACGUGUUCACUGUCAGCUCCACUGAGUACCUGAAACUUUGUGACAAGCUGCUACGCGAUGGACCCCCUCAGGUGUUCAGCAGUAUCGAGGACACAGAAAUUCCUGCGGUUCAACGUUUCGUCCAUCAGAUCACCUUGGCGCGUCGGGCACUCUCCACAGAGGUGGUCAUCCGCAAGGUUGCUACCUUCGUCAGUCAUGUGGUUGCGUACCUGACCAACCGCAGAGCCCAGGAUGCUUCAUAUCAGGCCCAGGUCCGAGGGACAGUGCAGGCCUGUCUGUCCCAUGUGGAAGAGUUCUUCCACCAAACAGCUGAGGAUUGUAAGCGGGAAAUUGGGAAUUCCUUCUCCCUCAUCGAGACGCAGCUGAAUGUCGGGAAGAGGUUGGCCAUGAGGGAUUCUGAGAGCAGUGUGCUGAGAUGGGGAUUACGGCCCAAUGGAUAUCCAUAUCCAACCUAUAAAGCUACCUGUGACCGCAAUGGGACCUUCACCUCCCCAUCGUUUGGAACCAUUGACUUCAACGAAGAGCUGACCCAUCCAAUGUUCACUCCCCUAAUGGUGGUCUGGAGUGAGGUGUUCAGUGACUCUCCUUUCUGCAGCAAGUCCGUGUUCCAGCAUUUGCAAAGGUUCAAGACGGAUGUCCUGCGGAAUCUCCAACAUUUCUUCAGGGACCUGAAACAGCAACUGCAACAGAUCGAAGGCGAUACGCAACCUGUGGAUUACAUCCUGCGUCAGCAACUCCCGGCUGUGGAAGCCGAGCUGCAGAAUUUUACCCUGAUGCUAAUGGUUGACAUCACUGCGCGCCAGCGAAGUGUCUCCAGGAUAUUGACGCCCAGUGUUCAGAGGGAAAUGACUCCUGCCUACGCAGCUUGUCAGUCGCAGAUUGGAUCUGGCUCCUUCACCCGGAUGAAAUCUUGCAUGGAGCAGUAUGUCCAAAAGCACUCAGAUCACAUCUUCUGCACUGCAUCCAGAAAACUCAUGGAGCAACUCGACCUCCUGCAGGGUGAAAUCUACUCUCGCCUGAAGCAGGUUCUGAAAGAUAUCAGCAGCGAUUUGUUGGUGCAGUUCGAGCCCAUCUUGAAACCGGUGAAGAUAAUUGACGAAAUAAUCCCCAAGCUUGAGAGUGUCUGUGCGAGGAUGGGUGCGUUGUGUAAGAAAUCCCGGAUCGAUUUCACCAUGCCCAAGAUCGAAGAGAGUGAAGCAGAGCCAGGAUCCACCACAUUCCAGAGGGAGCCGGUGAAACAGGAGAUCCUGUCAUUCCAGGCACUGGGAAAAUUCCUGGGAAAAGCCAAAAUGAUGAAAAUCGGUGAACUCGAUGUGUCGCCCAUCAACCCAGUCGAGCUCACGUUGGAUGAAGUAUUUCUCAGUUUUGAAGUGUCUGGGAGGCAACAACAGCGUGUGAUCCCCUUCCGCUCAUUAUCCAGCUGUGAUUUCUGCCCCAGCAUGCACUUCUUCAUCCUGUAUCCCUGGCCACGGAGGGCAGAGGUCACUGAGGACCUCCCCAGUUGUGAUGUGGUAGUGAGACUGGAUGAACAACAAACACUGCCUGACUUUGGAGAGUGGGUGGAGGCUGUCUCUAAUCACUUGAGAGAUUCGGUGGAGCUCAGGAAGCUGGAUCUACAUCAGGGUGUGGAGAGACUGCGUUCUCUCGGAGUGAUAUUCCAGGGCACUGAUGCCAAGGCUCUGGCGGAAGAUGAGACGCCGCUCGCUGUGCCAAAGCCAAUUAGUGAACUCUCGGCUUUCCUUUCGGCCAGUUCCUUCACUGGUGCAAACCAGCAGAACAGGAAGAGAGCGUGGAAUGAGUGCCCGACUGAGGUCGACAGAUUUAACCUGCAACAACCACUGCACUGGCAAUUGACCUCAUACGGGGCAGAGCCUGAAAUACAGCCUCCGAUAUUAAAGAAGGAGAAGAGAGGUGAGCAGGACUCGAGCUCCUCCCAGGAUUGGGUCAACAGAUCAAUGCCCCCUUUGUUUAAACGGGAAAUCAUGGAGAAUCCCACGAGUGGGGAAUUUGGGAAGCAUUGACCUGUAAAUUGGGUACCUGAGGCCGCUGCCCACGUGUCCAGACUGACCAGCUGUUGGUCUGAGUGCCUGCCAGAUGUCAGCUUGCUGCAUGUAAACUCUCAGUUGCCUCUGUAUGGUCAUCACAUUCCACAAGCCAUGGGGAGAAACAUCCUGCUGGUGUGGGCUUGAGGGAUCUUUAUUCUGCAUCCGGCUGAGCUGUACCUGACCUUGGUGUGCUUGAUGCUGAGAAUGGGAAAACUCCUGUCGCCUCAUCUCUCCUUCCUGAGUUGAAAUUUGGUGGAAAGCUUCUUGACUGAAUUAUUUUCUGGCCAAUAAAGAGCAUUUAACCGAGAGUGUAAACGGGGAGGUUUCGAGUUUGCUCCAGCUUUGGUUUAUAUGAUGACUAGAAACAGUUGAAUGUAUGCGGCGUGCUGGGGCUUCAGUUACUUUAACCUGUGGGAACGAGGUUAACGCUUCAGCCCAGCUAACAAUCACUUAAAACGGCAAAAACAAAAAUGCUUCACUCUCCCAGCCCUGAUUUCCUGAAUCGAGUUUGUUUGUUCACUUUACACGUACUUUUAAAGUUCACAGCAUCUUGUCCGUGUCUCGCUCGCGUUUCCAUCUGUUGGUGGACUGAGUAGUUGUGUGUGAGAUUGUGCCGAUUGCGUUCACUGGACAGAGUUGGGAAUUAUACUGACAUCCUUGCACUAUUCUGCUAUUUUUAAAAUUUUGUCAGUUACCUGCUGAUUCAUUGCAGUUGUUCGGGAAAGGUUAAAGUAUUAUUAUUGCAAUAAUUGCUGCUUGUUCUGUUUUAUGUGUUACUCUGUAUCACUGCGAGAUGGGAAUUGUGAGAAUCUUUUGAACUAAAGAUUAUCUGCUGCUUUGUCUUUUUUAUAAAUCCUGUUUGUGCCGCA